Messenger RNA from Sphaeroforma arctica JP610, 151 nucleotides. RefSeq lists its product as hypothetical. Lineage: Eukaryota; Ichthyosporea; Ichthyophonida. The record is from RefSeq and is a predicted model, not a curated record. The transcript has a single exon. The annotation marks the transcript as partial.
AUUCCGGGCCAACUUUGCGAGCGAUCAGACCAUCUCCUUCCCAGAGCCUUACUACCCGUUUGUUUCCGACUGUGUGCUGGUGGAAGAACACAUCGAGGGCACACCCAUAUCCGAAUUCUUAGGAAAAGGCGCGCGGAGCUCGAUCAAGUAA